AUGAAACUUUUGGCCCCAUUAGUACUUGUAUUCCUAGUUACUGCCGUUAGCGCCGGAACUCAAAGCGUCGCCGUUCAAGGAACAUUGACUUGUGAUGGUAAACCAGCUGCUGGAGUUGUAAGUUAUUGCCUUUUUUAACAAAAAACACAGAUUUUUUUUAAAAAUCGUACUGAAAUAGUACAGAAAAUAACAUUUUUAAUAAAAAUUUACUGAAAAGGCACUAAAAAAGUAUGCUUUACAUGAUUUUAUGUCGAUAUUACACUGAACACCUUGCUUUUUCGCAGAUUUUUAGCCCUAACUUUUUGGCAAAUGAAAAAAUCAAAUUUUUUGAUAAAACAGAUUCCUCUAUAUCGACUUCACAAUUUAAAACCUUAACACUCACCUUUUCAGAAAGUAAAAUUAUACGAUGAAAACAGCAUCACCCCAGACAAUAAGCUGGCCGAAGGAAAAACCGACGCCCGAGGCGUUUUCACACUCCAAGGCUCCGAAAAAUCAGUCCUGACAUUGAAGCCUAAGUUCAACGUCUACCACAGAUGCCAUUACAACAACCCCAUUCCAUUCUGUUACCAAAAAUUCACUGUAAACAUUCCAUCCCGCUACAUUACUGAUGGUUCCAUUCCUCAAAAGACGUUCGAUGCCGGUCGAUUCAACUUGGAAGCAAAAUACCCUGGCCAAUCUAGAGAUUGUGUCAACUUGGCUUAA
Molecule: messenger RNA, 702 nt
Organism: Bursaphelenchus okinawaensis
Lineage: Eukaryota; Metazoa; Nematoda; Chromadorea; Rhabditida; Aphelenchoididae
Source: the annotation of a GenBank genome assembly